Molecule: messenger RNA, 2493 nt
Organism: Cutaneotrichosporon cavernicola
Lineage: Eukaryota; Fungi; Basidiomycota; Tremellomycetes; Trichosporonales; Trichosporonaceae
Gene: BRE1
Exons: 8
Coding region: 1-2493 (830 amino acids)
Cellular component (GO): HULC complex; nucleus
Molecular function (GO): metal ion binding; ubiquitin protein ligase activity
Source: RefSeq, a predicted model, not a curated record
AUGAACGCAGACCUGAAGCGAGUGCGCGACAGUUCACUCGACGCUCCUUCCUCAUCCAAGCGACGAGCAAUCGGUUCAGGCUCCAGCCCAGGCCACUCACCCUCCUCUUCACAUCUCGGCAAAGAUUACGAACAUGAGGAGGAAGACGACCUCGAAGACUGGAUGCGUGUCGUAGAAACCCAUCGCAAGGAAGCCCUCUUCCGACAGAUGCUCGAGUACCGCCGCACAUCUCAAAGGGAAGCUGCGCGCGCAAAGGCACUUGAGUCUCAAAGACGCAACCUCGAGGCUUGCUUCCGCUCCGUAGAGGCCUGCUGGGCACAGCUCGUCUCGUCCUUGCGAGAUCGCGCAGGGAACCUUCCUGUGCCAGACGAAUCUUUGUUCGACAACUCUUUCGAUCCAACAUUGGAACAAGACGCGGUGGAUGACCUUGUCAAGUCUCGACUAGAGGCAACUCUUCGCCUGGUUGCAGUCUUUGCCGACUCUGCUGCAGGCAAACACACGUCUGACCUUGGCGGUGAUCUGCGCCAACGAUUCGACUCAUUGCAACUACAGUCUACCAAGCUGCAAACAGACUUGACUCAAGCUCGGUCACAACUGGAUGAGACUCGCCAAUCCCGAGACGAUACUCUGCGAGACCUCCAACGUACCGAGAAGAGGUUAGACAAACAGAGGAUGGACAUGGACAAGGAGCGAGCCGCAUGGAAGACCCAGCGCGAGUCUUCCUCCGCUGCUUCAGCCAAGCCGAUGGCAAAUGGGUCCGGACACUCGACGCCCAAUGCCCGCGCAUCCGAGGCACCAGAAGCGAAACCUGUGGUGGUUGGCAGCGUUCCAAUGCCUGACGAGACGGAGCAGCGCUGUGCGGAACUCGACGCGCUUGUAAAGUCCCGGCUGCAGCAACUCGAGACCUUGAGGGCAGAACACACGACUCUGACCCAACAGGUAGACAAGCUGAAAGUCCAGGCCCACAACCCCUCUGAAGAGGUGUUGCGUCAAUCACCCUUCUUCCAGGUCUAUCUGCAACGGUUGGCGACGUCGACUGCGGGCGCCGAGGCAUUGCAACAACGGUUCGAGCAGGCUGAACAGAAGCUCGACCAACUGCGAGACAGCAACCUCGAUUUCCGAGAGGCGGUCAUUGCAGAGGCGCGCGCCGAAGUCGAGGCGCUUCGGGAGAAGAUGGGCCAGAAGGACGUCGACCUUGCCCGCCUGCGCGGUCAGCGCGACGAACUAAACGCUGAGUUGACUGAGCGGAGAGUUCGCGACACGGACAAGAUGCGCUUCGCCGACGAGAUGGAGCAGCUCUGUUCGAAGCGUGAGGAGCGCAUCAACUUCCUCUGCUCCGAGGUCCGACGACUCAAGGGCAAGCUCGCGGCGAAGGACGGAGCCGAGGGAUACCUUGCCUUCCUCAAGGACGGGCCUGUGGAUGGCGACUACAUCAAGGCUCUCGAGAAGCAACUGCAAGCAGCCAAGGACCAGGUAUCGAGCCUCACCGAUCAGCUCAAGAACGCGGCCGAAGGAGACGCUGCGGCCGCAGCCUCCGAGACUGCGGUUCGUAGCGAGUUGGAAGCUGCGCGCCGGCGCCUCGCUGAGUACGAGAGGAUCCUUGGCCCCAGCGCGUCGCCAGACGUCAAGAGUUUGACAGAGCGUCUCCAGCAAGACGCGGACGUGCGCAAGAAACUCGAGCUGCAGCUGGCUGAGGCUGAGGAAGCCACCAACGCGCUGUACCAGGAGCUCGAGGGGGUCAACAAGCUGUGGGAGGAGCUCGACCAGACGUUAAAGACCAAGGUGUUCGAGCUCAAGGAUGGCGAACUCCGGAUGCAGCGCCUGAGCACGGAGAAGGCCAAGGCGGACAACAAGUACUUCACGGCGAUGCGCAACAAGGAGGGCGUGGAGGGAGAGCUUAGAGCCGCACAGCGUACUGUCGGCAAGCAGCUCAAGUUGAUUGAGCGAGCGAAGGACGUGGAGAAGAGCCAGGGCACGCAGAUUGCUCAGCAGGAGAAGACACUUACCUCGCUCAAGAACACGUUACUCGAGCUCCAGACGCAACUGGCAACUGCCGCGUCUGGCAAGAAGCAGUUCGAGCUGCGCUUGCAGGCGACCCAGACAACACUUGGCGAGGCGCAGCAAAUCGCGCAGACACGUGUGGCGGAGGCGGCGGCAGACAAGAGUGCACGUGCCAAGGCGGUAGACGAGCUACAGCAAGUCAAAUCGGCGCACCAGAAGCUCAAGGAACGGCACGAGCAACUGACCUCCACCGCCAACGUCCAGGGCGGGUCUGCGGCGGAUGUCGCAGUGAGAGAGGAGCGAGCGAAGCUGCUGAAACUUCUUCGGUGCUCGUGCUGCGAACUCAACUUCAAGCAGCAAGUCAUCACCAAGUGCAUGCACACGUUCUGCAAGGAAUGUUUAGACAAGCGAAUCGAAACACGACAACGCAAGUGCCCUGCAUGUGGUAUCGUGUUUUCAAAGGAGGAUUGCAAGACGCUCUACUGGCAGUAG